Dictyostelium purpureum is the source of this 324-nucleotide messenger RNA. RefSeq lists its product as uncharacterized. NCBI's taxonomy places the organism in Eukaryota, Evosea, Eumycetozoa, Dictyosteliales, Dictyosteliaceae. The transcript has 2 exons. Gene Ontology annotation, biological process: mitochondrial respiratory chain complex IV assembly. The record is from RefSeq and is a predicted model, not a curated record. The coding region runs from base 1 to 324 and encodes 107 amino acids. Gene Ontology annotation, cellular component: mitochondrial intermembrane space.
AUGAAUUUUGCACAAAACUCAUCAAUUCAAAAGCCAACACCACCAGAUAAGGGAAGUUUCCCACUCGAUCAUGAUUCAGAAUGUUCAAAACCAAUGAUGGAUUAUAUGAAAUGUUUAAAAGAUAAUCAAAAUCAAUCAAGACUCUGCAUGGAGUUUUCAAAACUAUAUUUACAAUGCAGAAUGGAUAAUAAUUUGAUGGCUAAAGAAGAUAUGGAUAAUUUUGGAUUUGAAAAUGUUAAAAAUGCAAAGAUCGUACAGGCACCAAAAUAUAAUCCUAAUGAACCAAUCGUAGCAGGUUUAUCAAGAAGAAAUAAUAAUAAAUAG